AUGUCUCUAGAAGAAAUUGUUAAAUCACUUGCAACUAACACACAACAAUUUCAACAGGAGAUAAGAACAAGCAUCAAGCAAUUGGAGAAUCAAAUUAGUCAACUAGCAACAUCAAUGAACAGGCUUGAAGCUCAAGGUUCUGGGAAAUUGCCUUCCCAAACAAUUGUAAAUCCUCGAGAAAAUGUAAGUGUCAUUACGUUGCGAAGUGGAAAAGAAAUUGACAUUCUUGUUCAGAAUCCUACAGAUUUAGCUAAGAAGACUCAAAAAGAGGAGGCAGAAAAUGAGGCGACAAUCUCUUCUAAGGUAAUCUCUCAAACAAUUGUGCAUAAUUCUGAUAAACCUAAUCCUCUUCCUUUUCCUAGUAGGUUAUCUAAAUCUAAAAAGGAAGAUCAAGAAAAGGAUAUCUUGGAGAUUUUUCGAAAGGUAGAAGUGAACAUUCCUUUAUUGGAUGCCAUUAAGCAAGUCCCAAGGUACGCAAAAUUUCUCAAGGAAUUGUGCACCAACAAGAGGAAGUUGAAAGGUAAUGAGAAGGUAAGUAUGGGAGAGAAUGUUUCAGCCGUCCAUCAAAACAAAUUACCUCCCAAAUGCAAGGACCCAGGUAUGUUCACUAUCCCUUGCAAAGUAGGUAAUGUCAGGAUUGAGAAAGCAAUGUUAGAUUUAGGAGCUUCAAUAAAUGUCAUGCCUCUUUCUAAUUAUUCAUCUUUGAAUAUUGGUCCAUUUAAAGAAACAGAUGUGAUUAUUCAACUUGCUGAUAGAUCUAAUGUGUAUCCUGAGGGAGUUCUUGAGGAUGUUUUAGUGCAAGUUAAUGAAUUGGUUUUUCCUGUUGAUUUUUAUGUGCUUAACAUGGAAGAAGAUGACUCAUCUAAUCUAGCACCAAUCUUAUUAGGGAGACCAUUUCUAAAAACAGCAAGGACAAAGAUUGAUGUUCAUGAUGGUACCCUUACCAUGGAAUUCGAUAGGGAGAUUGUGAAAUUUAAUAUAUUUGAUAACAUAAGGUACCCUAAUGAUGUUCAAUCUACAUUUUCUAUUGACGUGGUUAAUGUUUUUGUACAGGAGACUUUUGAGUUGAGACAUGAGGGCAAGACGAAGGUAAGGACAAAGGAUAAGAAAAAGGACAAAACAAAGGCAUUUCAAGACAAAAUGGUUGCUAGAAAGCAAUUUGUGUUUGGACAAAAAGUUUUACUUUACAAUUCAAGACUCAAAUUAAUGCCUGGUAAGUUACGUUCUCAUUGGAUUGGUCCUUUUGAAGUUACUAACAUAUUUUCUUAUGGUGCAGUUGAGGUACGAAGCUUAGGAACUAAUAAGGUGUUCAAGGUCAAUGGGCAUAGGCUCAAGCCAUUUCAUGAAGGUUUUCAGGAGCAAACCGCAGAUGAAGUGCAAUUGAGAGAUCCAACUUAA
This is a messenger RNA of Diospyros lotus (date-plum), 1398 nucleotides long. RefSeq lists its product as uncharacterized. NCBI's taxonomy places the organism in Eukaryota, Viridiplantae, Streptophyta, Magnoliopsida, Ericales, Ebenaceae. The transcript has a single exon. The record is from RefSeq and is a predicted model, not a curated record. Bases 1 to 1398 code for a protein of 465 amino acids.